Striga asiatica is the source of this 312-nucleotide messenger RNA. The record is from the annotation of a GenBank genome assembly. NCBI's taxonomy places the organism in Eukaryota, Viridiplantae, Streptophyta, Magnoliopsida, Lamiales, Orobanchaceae.
AUGACGUCCAGGGACACGAUUGGAGCCCCAAUUUUGGAUGGCAGCGACACGACAUUCCGUUCGCUGAGGGUUUCAACCGUGCUUCCCAUCGCGAGGACGAGUUUUGACACCCCAUUCACAGGCGACCCGACGAUGUUGAGAAGUGGAGAAGUUCCAUUCGAGCAGCCGAGAAUUUUGUGGCUAGCCAAGGUAGAUCACAGUGUCGUUCAACCUUCGUGUUCGACAGGGGGAAACGACGGGGAUUCAUACCAUGGGUUCGCCUCCAAACACCAGCCACGGGAGCGCGUCGAAUUCGAAGACGAAGCCUUUUGA